Molecule: messenger RNA, 1207 nt
Organism: Asterias rubens (European starfish)
Lineage: Eukaryota; Metazoa; Echinodermata; Asteroidea; Forcipulatida; Asteriidae
Exons: 6
Coding region: 40-855 (271 amino acids)
Source: RefSeq, a predicted model, not a curated record
CUGGUCUUUGACAAUUGCCAAUAGUGUCCAGUAUCUUUAAUGGAUCAAGGGGACAUCUCAUUAAUAACUUCACUACUGUGGAGUGAGUUCUUUAAAAUUGGUCUCCUCGUCAGGACCUGUGGUAUAAAUGCAGUUGUCUUUUGCAAUUUCAGCUUUUCUAAAAAGGAGCGAAAUAAAGUGAUACGGCUGGAGAAGAAGUAUGGACAUAAAUGGCAAUAUAUUGGAAACAGGGUACAGCGGUCAAAUGAAUGCGUCCGGUAUCUAUGGAAGAACUUUAAUGAGGGAGGGCGGAAAGGUAAAUGGUUGAAAUUUGAAGAGAAACAACUUUACGAUGCUGUAAUGGAGAUUACGGCACACUUGGAAGGACUUAUCGACAGGUUUGUCGGAGUCCCAUGGAAGAAAGUUGCAGAGAAGGUUCCAACGCGAAAUGCUGAUUGUUGCUGCAAUAAAUGGAAUCGUUCUUUGGGCUGGCGAUUCAAGGAAAGGAAGAAGCAUAAGUGGCAGGCGAAUGAUUAUAUUGAGUUACUUGAAUUGGUGGAUGCUUCAAAUGUGAGAGAGGAGUUUGAAAUAGACUGGUCGAGCAUUUUCGAGAAGCUCGGUGACCGGGUCUGUAGUAGGAUGCAACUAAAGAUUUUGUGGCAUAAACUUAAGAUGAAGUAUGCACCCAACAACUUCUUCAUGGAGUAUUGCGACAUUUUAGACACUUUGUUUGAGAAAGCUCUUCCUGCUUUGAAAGUGGCUGCUGCUGAGCAUGAGGAAGUCAUGGCCAAAAGGGCUGCAAAACAGCAGAAAAAAAACUCUAAGGUCUAUAUUAUCUCGGAUUCAGAUGAAGACUCCGCUGACGAUUGGAUGUAAAGAGACGACUUUAUUUUGUGAAGGUGAUGAGGGACGUGGCAGUGGCCAGGAGGACUAGCUUGGUGUAAAUUAGUCUUGAACACAACCACUUACCAUCUAGUAAAUGUUUGUGUAUUAACAGAGGACGUUUAUAGACAGAAGUUGCAGCUUGAAAAGAGACUAACAUGUUUCAGAUUAGUCUCUGAAACAAACGCUUAUUAUCAAAUAAAUGUUUGUGAAUGGAUACUGAAUGGAGAUUUCACCUCCAGUCUCUAUUGGUAACAACACUGUUUUUGUGCAUUGUGCAUCUCGUUUUUUUGUUUAACAAAGAUGUUAUCAUGUUACUUUGGUACAAUUAUAUAUUAUACAAACA